Molecule: messenger RNA, 864 nt
Organism: Australozyma saopauloensis
Lineage: Eukaryota; Fungi; Ascomycota; Pichiomycetes; Serinales; Metschnikowiaceae
Gene: SLC1
Product: 1-acylglycerol-3-phosphate O-acyltransferase
Exons: 1
Coding region: 1-864 (287 amino acids)
Biological process (GO): phosphatidic acid biosynthetic process
Cellular component (GO): membrane; endoplasmic reticulum
Molecular function (GO): 1-acylglycerol-3-phosphate O-acyltransferase activity
Source: RefSeq, a predicted model, not a curated record
AUGGGAUUCCUCAAGUCGCUCAAGUUCUACGCCAAGUCGUUUGUGUUUGGUCUGCUCAUCAUCGUCUGUGCGCUUUAUGGAGUAGUGGCGGGCGUGCUUCUCCGAUUGGUCGGCAAAGAAGAGUAUGCCCAGUACACCGUCGCCAGAGCGUUCUACCACUCAUUCUCAAAAUUGUUGGGUGUCAAGAUCACCAUCAAGAACGCACACUACUUGCAGACAAAGCCGUCUGUUGUUAUCUCCAACCACCAGUCUGCAUUGGACAUUUUAGUGUUGGGCAAGAUUUUCCAGCCAGGAUACACCGUGACCGCCAAGAAGGCGCUCCAGUACGUUCCUUUCUUGGGCUGGUUCAUGCUCGCGCUGGGCACGUUUUUCCUUGACCGCGCCAAGGGCGAGAAGGCGCGCAAGGUGUUGCAGACGGCGCUUGUGGGGUUGAAGACCAAGAAGAGAAGCAUCUUCAUGUUCCCCGAGGGCACCAGACUGGCCUCGCAGAAGUUGGAGUUGCUUCCGUUCAAGAAGGGCGCGUUCCACUUGGCGCAGCAGGCGGGCAUUCCGGUGGUGCCUGUUGCAGUGUCGAACUACAGCACGAUUUUCCACAGCAAGAGCAGAACGUUCAAUCAGGGCGAGAUCAUCAUCGAGGUGCUCGAGCCCAUGCUGACUGCCGAGCUCAAGACCAGCGAGGACGUGUCCCAGUUCUCCGAGGAGGUUCGCACAAGGCUUUCCCAGAAGGUCGAGAGCAUUGGCUAUGCGCCCGUGAAGGGCCAGCAGCAGGAGCAUGUAGAUGACGAAGACGACCAGCCGGAUAACGUUCUGGAGGUGAGCGUGGAGAUUGUUGACGAGAGCACGCCGUUGAUCUCUGCCGAUUAG